AUGGCGUCAGGGGUUACAGCAAGUGAGCGAGCCUCGAGAAAGAUUCAGACGGCAGCAUGCCUUAUCAUUGGCGAUGAAGUGUUGGGUGGAAAGGCAGGUUGCAAAAUUGUCUGUGUAGUUGUUACGGAGGCUGACGCAAAGAGGAAGACCAACUCGCACUCUUUUGCCAAAUGGUGUUUCGGUUUAGGGAUUAGCCUAAAACGCGUUGAAGUCGUCGAAGACGACGAAGCCGAGAUUGUCGAGGCUGUCCGCCGUAUGAGCGAGCGAUAUGACUUUGUGGUGACAAGGCAAGUCGCCUCCCACGACGACAUCACCUACAAGUCAAUAGCCAAAGCCUUCGACCUGCCCUUAAUCUUACACGACGAGGCCUAUGCGCUGAUGAAGCAGCUCUCCAAGCCGAAACCCGACCAGGCCGUCUUCAACUGGGACGAGGACUCACCAGCGCGGCGUGCGAAACUGCGCAUGGUCGAGCUGCCCACUGACGUGAACCGGCCGCUUAAGGAACAAUUCCUAUUCCCCUGCCAGGACCUUUGGGUGCCCAUUGCCGUGGUCAACGGAAAUGUGCAUGUGCUGCCCGGCAUACCAAGACUAUUCACCCAGCUCCUCAAGGGCAUGACGCCUAGCAUUCUUCCCCGGCUGACCGACCCGGAGGGCAAGGGGAUCAUUCGGGUCAGCAUCCUGACGCCGCUGUCCGAGAGCACGGUGGCCGAGUAUCUCACAGAGCUGGCCGCGCGUGUCGAGCCAAAGGGGGUCAAAGUCGGGAGCUAUCCGCGGUGGGGCAAGAAGAAGAACGUCGUGACGCUGGUGGGGAGGGACAAAGAGUAUCUCGAAACCAUCACACCCGAGGUCCUGUUAAAUGUGACGGGAACGCUGAUAACGCCAGGGAAGGAGGAGGAAAUUGAGGAUGACGAGGUGGAAGAAUCGAAGUGA
Molecule: messenger RNA, 930 nt
Organism: Chaetomium globosum CBS 148.51
Lineage: Eukaryota; Fungi; Ascomycota; Sordariomycetes; Sordariales; Chaetomiaceae
Exons: 6
Coding region: 1-930 (309 amino acids)
Source: RefSeq, a predicted model, not a curated record